Zerene cesonia (dogface butterfly) is the source of this 4060-nucleotide messenger RNA. RefSeq names its product plexin domain-containing protein 2. The record is from RefSeq and is a predicted model, not a curated record. The transcript has 12 exons. Lineage: Eukaryota; Metazoa; Arthropoda; Insecta; Lepidoptera; Pieridae. Bases 11 to 1651 code for a protein of 546 amino acids.
AAUAUUCAUUAUGAAAAUGGAUUCUUUACUAGUGAAGACGGCAACGAGAUUAUUAUUAACAGUUUUUCUAUUGGCGCUAACUUUCAAUCUUGCUGUUACAGAUUAUGUAGAAUAUGAAUUUGUAAAUAGUCCUAUAAGUCGUAGUGACGUAAGACCAGAGUUUGACUUGUUAAAACAUGAUAGACUACGCCGAGAGACAAGUACGAAUAAUGCAUCAAGUGCCAUAGCAACAAAUAUCACUCCAACAGUGACUGCGACUGCAACUAAUGUGACAAUUCCAAAAGAAACAGCUCCGCAAUUGAAUAAACCUAAUGAUUCCAGCAAUACAACUGAUGGCACAAAUAAAUCAAACGUGACGACGGUUGUCACCCAAACACCUCUACUAUCUUCGAACACUGGUAACGUUACUACGACUGGCAAUACGCCUAAAGUGAGUGACCCAAUUACACCUGAUGACGAUUUUAGUGAAAUGUUUAAUGAUACGCUGCAAUCGAUCAAAGCUAAGGAAAAUAUAUCUGAUAUAACAGAAGAUCACCAUAUAUUCUACAAUAGUACGUUUUUGGGCAAAGAGUCGUUCAAAGAUUUUUGGGAAAACAUAACGCUACAAAAGGCGGAAGUUCAUGAUGUACUCAGUAAUUCACAUCGCCGUGCUACUACGAUAAAAUUGAGUUUCGACUUUCCCUUCUACGGGCACCCGGUGAAGAAUAUAACGGUGGCGACCGGAGGUUUUAUUUACAUCGGCGACCACGUGCACAAUUGGCUUGCAGCCACACAAUACAUCGCACCACUUAUGGCCAAUUUCGACACGACACUCGGCAAUGACAGCUUCGUCAAACAAUUUGAUGACGGAGAGAAAUUCGCGGUGUUUUGGGAAAAUGUGACUCUGCAAGAGAACGCUACGCAAAAGUUCACGUUCGCAGCGAUUUUGUAUAAGAAUGGUGAUAUCGUGUUCGCAUACAAGGAUAUACCCAUAGCGGUGCAAGCCAUCAACGACAGCGAACAUCCAGUUAAAGUGGGCAUUAGUGACGCCUAUCUAGCUGAUAAAAGCUUCUUACAUCUAAGACGCAAGACAAUAUAUGAGUACCAUCGUGUGUCGUUCAAGAACUAUGAGAUAACGAGUAACUCUAUAUUGAAACUCAUCGCGCUUCCCACUUGCCUGCAGUACGACACUUGCGAGGGGUGCGUCAACCAUGACACCAGUUUUAACUGCUCCUGGUGCGGAACAUUACAGAAGUGCUCAAGUGGAACUGACAAAUACAAGCAGGAAUGGAUUAUGAAAAAUUGCGAAAGGACAGCUAUAUCUCAGGAAGCGUCAUGUCCCGUUUCCCACGAGGCCACUCCUUCAGACACCGUCAAUACAGCUUACACCACCGUCACUGACAACGAUGGCCACAAUGCACAGGAAGUGAGUCGAACCAAGAUGAACGCAGAGAGUACAGUGGGCGGGCCGGACAAGGCCCAUUCGCCGAUAGGUGGUGUUGUUGCUGCAUUCGUUGUGGUCACCAUGGUGUGCAGCUUCGCGGCCUGGGUGCUGUACGCGUUCAAGAACCCGCAUACACGUAGUGGCCAGCUGCUUAUUAGAUAUCGACCAUCCCAGUGGACGUGGAGACGCGGCGAAGCGCGAUACACGGCAGCCACCAUCCACAUGUAAAACAUGUUUAGUUGUAUUGUAACAAUACGAAGAUCUAUAGGGGUUUAACGUGUGAUACUCGUUUGAUUGCAGUGGGUUUGUUUAUUGGCAACUAUCGUGCUUUAACACCAUCACCGGUUCAGUUGUUAUUGUUGUUCGCUUUUUGAAACUGUCCGCCAUUUUGAAUACACGUACAUAUACACGUAUACUGACGGUUUUGAUUUAUUGGAUUGCGCAAUGUACUUAGAAAUGUUCUAGUAUAUAAUUUCAGACCAAUUAAAAAAUUUUCAUUAUGAGACAUCAAAUAAUUCUCAGUAUUGUAGUAAAUCUAUACAUAUUUUUCAUUUACGUUCAAAUUUUAUUGCUUUUAUAUUAUUUUUAAUUUGCGACGAUUGCAAUACUACCAUUAGUGUGAUUUUACUUUUAAAUAAUAAUUAUUUUUCAGAAUCUUAUGCGAUGUUCAUACAAUGAAUAUCUCGUGAUAUUCAUUGUUUUGUAAUUAUUGAUACUUAUAUUUAUUCUAUAAUACAUACAUACCAAAAUUGUUUAAUUUAUAAAUAACAUUCCUGUAUUAUUGAUAGAUUUUUUAUAAGUAUCUGUCAUUUAUUUUUUAAUUUUUUGUAUCCGAAAUUAUGGACUAGUUGGUGCAACAAUAAAAGCAUGUAAUAGAUUACAACAAUGUUGAAAAGUAUGCGGAUCAAUCAUUAUAUAAAAUAAUGGGGUAAAAUAAUGAAUUUUCAAAUAAUUGGUAUUUGGUACGUGUACUUACUAAGAUAUGUUUAUACUGGGGUCUCAUACUGUUUCAUACUAGUGCCUUACCUGGUAUCAUAUCGUAUCUCAGUAUUCUACAACGGGCCGGUGAUAUUGUAUUAGUGUAAAUUGUAAAAUUGACCAAAGUCGCUACUCGCUGUCACUAUGCACGAACACGAAUCGCUUCAUACAAGUGCCUUACCUAGCGCCUCAGUAGCUCAAAUAUACGUAUUUUAUCGCGAUACUUAAAUUUGAAAAUUAAGUCUAAGGAAUCUCGGUUAAAACAAAAUAUAAGAUUUUUAUAUCAUUUUUCUCUUCAAUACUGGAGGUAUAUUGUAAUUACACCAUAUGUCUUUAAUGUAUUUAAAUGUCUUAUUGUCUUUAGAAUUUAAUGCAAUGUUUCACGUUCGUAUAACGUUUUAUUAAGUGAAAUUUAAUGUGUUUAUUAAAAUGUAAAAUUUUGUGCAAUUUUAUAUGCCAUGAUGCAUAAUGUUUGUCAAAUAUUUAAAAAAAUAUAUAUUAACAUAAAAUUUCCAUAUAAUAUUAAGUUAUUAAUUUUUAUUUAGACAAUAUGUUUAAAACAAUGAGUAUCUUGAGAUGCAUUUAAUUAUUUGUUUUUGGAUAUUGUCUCAUGUAUUUCGAAUGAUCAAAAUGUGUAAAAAGAAAUCCGUCCCUGUAUAAGACUACAGCUUACAAUAAGAUUUUUAAAGUUUUUAACUAAAAAUUGCAUAAUGUAUAAAAUUUAAUGUUUAAAAUUAUUUACCAAAGGAAUGCAUUCCCAAGGUACUUCAAUAUCUAACAUAGAGCAGCUACAUUUUGGCAGAAACUUAUUAUAAUUUAAUAUUACUAACUCUUCCUAUAAAAUAUUGUAGUGUAAUUUUAACUAAAGGUUGGAUUGUAAUUAUUUUUAAGAUUUACCGGCAGGAAGCGUUUAAUUAAAUAGGUUAACAAAUAUCUUUAAUAUCAUAUUUGAACUUUAUAUCUUUAUGGGAACGCGGAAACGAGAAAGCUACAGUUGCGCUAAACAAAGACGAUCAAACGAAAGGAGAAUGGAGAAUACCGAACCAGAGGAAAUUCUAUGUUCAGCUUAUUUUGCCGGAAACUGUUAUUUACAGGAAACAAAUAUUACGAUAGUGUACAAUGCAGGCGUUCAUUAAUUUUAGUGUAAACCAUUUAGUAUUAUAGUUUUCUCUUCCAAAAUAAAUAAAUACAUGACCGUUUGCUCAAAAAACUAAUUUAAAAAGACAUUGUUUGGAUUAUUUUCUUACAGACAUUAUCAUUAUCUUUAAUGAAAUAAAAUAUACCAAUCACACAAAUAAGCAUUUAUAUCAACUUCUAUUGGCUAUCGCUAAAUUUGUUCUUCUUUUUAUUAAAUAAAAUUUUUGAUUCACCUAGCAAGGCGCUCAGUGCAGGUUUUUUAUUAUGUGUACCUUGCUCAUAAUCAUGUUUUGUAGUUCACUUAUUUCACCGUUUGUAUUGCACACAAAUCGCAUUGUCACCAACUCAUCGUUUUUAUAUAAUAAUAAUUGUACAUGUCUCCUUUACACUAUUCGUGAAUCUUAAACGUAAAUAAUAAACAUUCAAUGUUACUUAUUUUUUCCCGAUAUAGGUUUGGUCUAUUUUAUAUUAUAUCGAUAUUAAAGGUGAUAUUACGUUUAAAAUAUAUUAUCAUUAUCAUAA